UUCUGCACGUUGUUACGGCCGAGUACACAACUAAUAACGUUUUUAAGUGAAGACACGGACAAACCUAGAGUUCUACCAUCCUGGGCUGUGGUUUAAUUUGUGCAGUGGACAGUUAUUUCGGUUUACAAUGAUGAUCCACGGUAAUGGCUAGCUAGCCACAGCGAGCUAAUGCAUGCAGAGGGGCGUGCAGACAUGAGAGCACGCUAGCCAUGUUAGCCAGCGGUGAGCCAGUUGUUUACAGGUCGCUUUAUCAGUCAACAUAAGAUCAACAGAUGACCGAAUUGAUGGGAACUACUCUCCUGGAGGCCGUUUAACACCAAAUAUUCCCAACAAUGGUGGUUUUAGCUGUUGAAUGGCUGAAGAUGCGGCCGUAGUAUUGUCAGUUGUGUUUACAUUGCUAUAAUAGUGUGUUGGUUGGGCUAAAUUAGCGUAAACAUUUUUUCUAACUGUGAGACGUGAAAAUAUGUACACAUAAUCUCAUUUAACUUGGAGUGCAUGCACGCAGUUGUCUGUUUAUAACGUGUAGGUCGAUAAUUCUCAGUUUCUGGUGUUACAUAAAGCUAGCCCAGUAGUUUAUUACACGGGUAUGUGUAGGACUUGAAGCCCACCUGUGUGGACACAUAGCGCCAUAAACUUCGGUAGCAGUGAAAAUUAACACUAAAAUUAAUUGAAAAUAGUCUUUUUUUAACUGUUAGUGGACUAGAAAGACUUAGUGUCUGUACUAGGACAUAGUUUUCCUGCUUGACAGUAAAUUUGCAGCGAAUCGGGGAUAGAGUAAUGAAAACAUACUCUAUCAGAGAUCAGUCAUUGUUUCUGUAGUGUCUAUUCAUAUCCAAUGUUUUUUCAACGCAUUUUAAGCAUUUGGAUUUCUUAAAAGGGGAUACACUUUUUUGAAUAGAGUGAUUUGCAGAUAUGUUUUGUACAUUUAUGUUGAACAUUUCUAAUGAUGAUUGUUGAAUUCAUUUAUCUGCCACUUUACUUUCUGAACCUGAGCCUACACAGAAGCCUUCAUACAAAGCCUGAUUUGCAUCUCCUCAAAGUGUAACUAAAUAGCAGGUUAGGCUCAGUGGAUGGAGCAGGCGCCCGUGUGCACAGGCUGUAGUCCUUGAUGCACUGGUUGGGGAUCGAUUCCCAGUCUCGGUGUGUGUUGGGUGCAUGUCUUCCCCUAUUCUCUCCCCGUGUUUCCUAUCUCUCUUCAGCUGUCCUAUCCAAAUUACGGCUAAAAGGCCAAAAAAAAAAAAAAUGACCAAGAUUCAUCAGUGCUCUGGAGUUGGUUUGCUGGACAGCACCAGGUGACUGGCAGUAUCAGGCAAUGGAGGAAGCAGAUGGAGAAUCUGUGGAGCCUGGCACGUCAGCAGGAGGAGGAGAGCCAGAGCUGAAACAGCGAGCUUCACCUGGAUUACUUGAUGAUGGAGCGGAGGCUGACUCGGCUGCUGAACAAGUCAUAAAAAGUGAAGAAACUGAACAUGUGGCUGUAUCCUCGUUGCAGCCGUCUUCCCUCACAGAAGAGACUGUCACUAAAGUUUUAGUUCAAGGUGAGGAUUCUGGAGGAGGUUCGGACUCUGAAAAGCCUGGCGCUGUGGUAAAAACUGAGGAAGAGUUUGACAUAAAAGAAAGUCCUGAUAUCAGCAAGGAGACAAAUAUGGAAAACAAGGAGGGAAAAACGGGCGCAGAUAAAAAGGAGGAGUCCGACGACACAAUGCCUGAAGAGCGACCUCUGGGCGGUCAUUUAGGGGUUUCUGGAGCAGACGACCUCGAUGAAAUGAUGGACAUUGGCACCGUGGAUCAAGUGGAGCAAGAGGCUCAGAUGAAAGAGCAGAAGGAAAACAUGAUGGAGGUGGACAGCAGCCGCUCAGCCUCUGUGGUGGACGACAGUAACUCUGUAGAGGAUGAGCCUGAUGUCAAACCCACGGUGGUACCACCAGUUUUAGAAGAGGACCAGACACAGGACGUGAAAACAACUGUAGACUCGAUGCAGUCCGUCUCGUCUCCAUCAUCUGAGGCCACUGCCAGUACAGGACGGGACAGCUCAUCACCAGCAACCUUGAUGAACGGGAUGAAAGUAGUGAAGCUGUCUCUACCCAGAAUAGAAAAUGAAAGGUUACAUACUUCCUCUCAGACAACCCCCUCCGCUGCCUCUCCUCCUUUGGUGAAGGUGAAGGAUGAACCCAUAGACGAAGAGUACGAACAGGCUCAGAUAUCCUCCACGUCUACAGCUAACGUGAAGGAUGAGCCCAACACUGCAAAGGACGACUUGAGGAUCGGGUCGGUGUUCUCUGUGACUCCAUCUACAGAAGCUCAUGCGCCGGCCAUCAUCAACCCCCCGUCAUCGCUCAUGAACUGUGCAAACUGCAAGAAGAGCCUGACGAAGGGACAGACGGCUUUCCAGAAAAAGGGGAAUCCAUUACUCUUCUGCUCCACAGCCUGCCUCACCACGUCUCUACCCUCAAACAUUGGAAACACAAAGAUCUGCCAGAUCUGUCAGAACUGCCAGAAGCUGAUUCUGCGGCCUCAGGAAGUCAUUCUGGCUCCAGACAAUAAAGGAGGCAUGAUGGAGUUCUGCAGCCAGCGCUGUCUAAAUGCCUUCACCUUUAAGAAAACCCCCACGAACUACAGGACGUUCCCCAACAACAAAGACACAACUCAGCCUGCAGCAUCACAGUCCGUCUGUAGCAUGUGCAACAGAUACUGUGUGAGCAAACACGAGGUGAUCCUGAGUGGCUCUGUCCAUAAGAUCUGCAGCGACUCCUGUUUUAAUCGUUUCCGGACAGUAAACAACCUCUCGAUGGCCGGCUGUGCAAACUGCGGCUCAUACUGCCACAGCAAACCCAUCAUGCUGAAGCUGUACGACGUCAACAAAACUCUGUGCAACCUCGACUGCUUGGCCAAGUACAAAGAGAAAACAAAGACAGCCCAGCCAUGUACGAUGUGUCAGUCCACCCGGAUGGUCUCAGAGAUGGUGGACAACAAAAACAAAGACGACUCUGUGAACCUCUUCUGUAGCAGCAGCUGUGUGAUGGCGUACAAGGUCAAGACUGUCAGUGCCUCAGGUUCUCGUUUGAGUUGUGAUAACUGUGGGAAAAAUACAGUCCCAGCCUACCACCUGGCCAUGUCGGAUACCUCCAUCAGGAACUUCUGCACCCUUCCCUGCGUCAUGGCUUUUCAGGAUAAAUUUAAGAAGGCCCAGAAACAGGUGAAUGUUUUCACCAAGCUGCCAAUCGGAUCUACCCAAAUCCAGGCAGUCGAACCUCUGCAGCCUCAGCCAGAAGUCCCCAAAGGACAAAAGAAGCUGAGCUGUGCCCAGUGUAAAGUCAACAUAACGUUCAAACCUGAACUCAUCCAGAUCAAGGAGAAGUUGCUGUUUGUGUGUAGCGUCGACUGUUCUCACGAGUUUAAGAAAGCCAACAACGUCACAAGCCUGUGUGAAUACUGUAAGAUUGAAAAGAUCACCAGAGACGCCAAGAGAAUUAACAACAAAAACUGCUUCUUCUGCAGUGACGGCUGUAAGCUCCUCUUCAGACACGAUCUGACUAAACACUGGGGCAAACACUGCAGCUCCUGCGUCUACUGCCACUGCAUGUCCAAGAAACUGGUGACGGCUCAGUACGGAGGCUCCACAGAGGAGUUCUGCUCUGAGGAGUGCAGGUCCAAAUACACCAUGCUCUUCUGCCAUGUUGCAAAGUGCGACACCUGCGGCCGUAAAGGUAAACUGAAGCAGAGUCUCCCUAUGCUGGGAGAAGUCAAACACUUCUGUGAUCUGUUGUGUCUGCUGCAGUUCUGCUGCGAUAACGUCACCAGGCCAGAGGAGAUCUUCAAAGGUGCAGUAGAGGACACGCCUGUCAUCGCCAACGUCAUGUCUCUUGCAGGGAAAUCCAGCGCCCCUGAAAGGACAACUCGAAGUCAGACAGAGAAAGUGAAAGCAAAUCCUCCUCCUGCACCAAAAAUUCUGAAGAACAAGGCUCUGCUUUGUAAACCUCUGGUGCAGAAUAAAGGAGUUUCCUGUAAAACACAGACAGUCGAUGUGGAAGCACAAACAGAGGACAUCUUCCCUAAAGUCAUGGUUGUACCCAUCCCAGUGCCAGUAUACGUUCCUGUACCAAUGAACAUGUACAGUCAGUACACGCCAAAACCAGUCGGCCUGCCAUUACCGCUUCCUGUACCCAUGUUCCUCCCAGUGACCAUGGAUAGUGCAGAACAAAUCGUUGAAACCAUCCAGGAGAUUAAAGAAAAGAUCCCAUCUGACCCCUACGAGGCCGAGCUCAUCCUCAUGGCUGAGAUGGUCGCAGAAGAUGACGAGAAGCCCGACCAGAAGGCAAGACUGAAGGAGAAAGUGGUGGAAAAAGAGAGACCAAGACAAGAGGUGCCUGCACCAGAAGACCACACCAGCAACUACAGUGACGACCUGGACAGUGAGGAUUUAGCCAGUUUCCUGAACAACUGGGAGGAUGCCUCUUCUGACGCAGGUCUCAGGUCUCCCAGUCGACUGUACGCCAACGAGAAGCUCAACCAGAUAUUAGACAUUCCCGUUGGGAUGCCCAGUGAGCCGUACUCUGAACCUCCACCUCCAGCUCCGCCUCCCAUGGACGUCGAAGCUGACUUCACUGUCGAAACCCUGGAGAGGAUGGCCCGGCUGAGAGAGCAGGCCAGACGAUCCCCGAGCCCGCAGCCUGAAACGUCCCGACGACGUCAAGCUCACAGGAAAGCCAGAGACAAAAGGGGUCGUAAGCCACUGCGACUGGGUAAGGAAGCAUUGUCCAAGAAAGGCUCAUCGAGUAAGUCUGCAGCUAUAGAAGUCCCAAAACUGAAGAGUCAGUACGGCGUCGAUGCCUGGAAGAGGUGGAUUCAGUGGAGGCAAACUCAGCCCAACCUGGAGAAGCCACGCUUUGGUUCUCGUCCCAUGGAGUUAAAGGAGGACAUCCUGCGGUGCACCACUGCUGAGCUAAGCUAUGGCCUGUGUUGCUUCAUCAGUGAGGUGAAACGACCAAAUGGAGAGCGGUAUUCCCCUGACAGCCUGUUCUACCUCUGCCUCGGCAUUCAACAGUACCUGUUUGAAAACGGUCGUGUUGAGAACAUAUUUAUGGAUCGCUUUUAUAACAAGUUCUCUACUGAGUUCACUGCUAUGCUAAGAGGUUUCCAACCCUCAAUCACAGCAAAAGGUUAUAUCCAUUCCCGUGUGGAGGAGGAGUUCCUGUGGGGCUGUAAACAGCUGGGGGCAUACUCCCCUAUUGUCCUUCUCAACACUCUGCUUUUUUUCUGCUGUAAAUUCUUUGGCUUCACCACGGUGGAGCAGCAUCGUCAGCUGUCCUUCGCUCAUGUCAUGCGCUGCACCAAAACCAACCCAAACAACACUAAGACCACUUUCCUGCGUUUCUACCCUCCAAUAGCAGUAAACGAGGCUGAGCCAGAGCCAGAGGUUCCAGCAAAAAAGAAAAAGGAGGAGGAGAACAAAGAGGAUAUCCUUGAGAUGAUCGAGAACACAGAGAACCCUCUCCGCUGUCCGGUUCGACUUUAUGAAUUUUACCUCUCCAAGUGCUCGGAGUCGGUCAAGCAGCGCACCAACCUGUUCUACCUUCACCCUGAGCGCUGCUGCGUCCCCAACAGCCCCCUGUGGUUCUCCUCCACCCCUCUGGAUGACAGCACCAUGGAGGCCAUGCUCACCCGCAUCCUAACCGUCAGAGAGCUGCAUCUCAGGACGGGGAAUGAGGGAAGCAUGAAGCGGGCCAAGAAACCUGAUGACCCCCCAUUUAUACCCGACUAUGAGGAAGAGGGGGACUCGGAGUGAUCAAGUGCAGUGAGAAAAGAAGUGACCUUUUUUCUGGUGCAGCAGCGUAUAGUGCAAAUGCUUUUAGGUUGACUGAAACAUUAAUUCAAACAAAAAAACCAUCAGACAUAAAUCAGCAGGAUUCAGCAUUUAAAUACAAACUUGACAAAAGUUACAUUGUGUUGAACAGCAGGGAAGAUCAUGCUUCCUAAACCCCGUUGAUCAGGAGUUGUAGAAUUUAUCAAACGCACAGUGUCAGUGUAGGUUGGACUUGGGAACUGAGAUGCGAGGCUCAGCAUUCAGACUGUUUACUGUUAUUGCUCACAUGGCUGUCCUUUUUCUGCUGAAUGGUUGCUCAUCAUCAACACUACUACUGGUUACCUUCCAUUUGUUAUGAUUCCUUAAGUUCUUGUAAAAAUGUGUCAUCCUUGUUUGAACAAGCCACAAAACUGUUGAUCUCUGUUGGAUUCAGUGUCUAAAAAUCCACCCUUGAAAACCGACUGAAAACAUUUCUAUGUGAAUUGUCUUGUUCAGUUGCAAAACUGCAGUUUGGUUUCCUUGUCAUCAAUUUAACGUUGCCUUUAUAUACUGUAAGAAUUUUACUGUAAGAGCUAUUAUUCAUCCCAAACCCAAUAUUCUUAUUGGUUUUGACCCUGAUAAUCGUCACAAAGUCAUAGGAAAAAAAAAACACAUGAAAGACCAUCACAGUUUGAGAGGACCGCCAUAGUAAAAUGGGAUAAAUGAUUCAACAACUAAAGUUUUACAUUUCUUGUACUCAUAAUUAUUUUACUUUAAAAUGUCUGGUUAACUGAUUCUGAGAUUACUGUAUCUUGACUUUGUCCACUAUGGAAAACAAAUUUUAAUCCCUACUAUUCCCAUAUACUGGGGAAGAAAACAGUAACUUUAUAUUUGAUUUCACCACCUUUUAAGAAAGUAUGUAAUGGCUAUUGUCCCUGUAAAUGCUGACACUCUAUACAACUCUGAAAAGUUUUACAUCAUCUGAGUGCCAGAUUACCAUGUAAUUAUUUGAAAGUAUACAAUCAAGUCCCUUCAUGUCUAUCUUGAGUCAUGUUAGCCCCAUGUCUUGAACAAUGGCUGACGAGGUUCUGAGUAUUUUCUAUUGCCUGUUGUUUUUUAAUAAAUCAUUCCAAAACUUUGUUGUCAUUUAUUCAACAUAAAGUUCUUACAA
Molecule: messenger RNA, 6950 nt
Organism: Cheilinus undulatus (humphead wrasse)
Lineage: Eukaryota; Metazoa; Chordata; Actinopteri; Labriformes; Labridae
Product: zinc finger MYM-type protein 4-like
Exons: 26
Coding region: 1313-5782 (1489 amino acids)
Source: RefSeq, a predicted model, not a curated record